This is a messenger RNA of Hydra vulgaris (swiftwater hydra), 1371 nucleotides long. The record is from RefSeq and is a predicted model, not a curated record. Lineage: Eukaryota; Metazoa; Cnidaria; Hydrozoa; Anthoathecata; Hydridae.
AUGGCUUCUAAUAAAAAACCUAUAAGAAAAUCAUCUGGCAAACAAUGUGCUGCCUAUAAUUGCUUCAAUCGAAGCUAUAUUAUCGAAUUUGGAGAGCGAAAGGCUUCUGGCAUUAAAUUCUUUCAUUUUCCAAAAGAUAAAAAUGAAAUUUCUAUUUGGUGCAACUUGAUAAAACGUAAAAAUGGUUUAGAUGGUUUUAAUGUUACUAACUCAUCAUAUUUAUGCUACUCUCAUUUUAAAUCGCAGGACAUUUUAAGAGCUGCUGGAGGAACGAGAUGUUCUUUAAGGAAAGGCGCUAAACCAUCUCUUCAUAGCUGGAAUAAUUUCAAAACUAGUGAAAAAGAAAGAAAACCACCUGGUUAUAGACAAUCUCCUCCUAAAAGUAUAGUUUUGCCUGACAAUGAUGUUCUUAACAAAACAAGUGGAAAUAAAUUUGUUGAGCAUGUUCUAUCAUGUGAAAAAGAAUUAAAACAUUACACAGGAUUUCCCAAUCGAAAAACAUUUGAUGCAGUUUUUAUAUAUCUUGACCCCGGAGAAAAUGGAGAAAACCUUAUCUUAUACAACAGUAAGCACUCACAAGAAAAUGAAAAUAGAGGGAGAAAUCGAAUUCUGUUACCAUUAGAAGCAUAUUUAUUAACUUUAGUGCGAUUAAGAAGAAAUUAUGACAUAAGACAUUUAACAUUUCUUUUUUCAGUAUGUGAAGGAACUGUAAGUAACACUGUUAUAACAUGGUUGAACUUUAUGUAUAUAAGGCUGGGUAGUCUUAGCAUAUGGCCUACAUUAACACAAGUAAAACUAAAUAUGCCUCAGUCAAUGAAGGAUAAAUUUCCCAAUGUUAAAUGCAUCAUUGAUUGUCUUGAAAUAAAAGUAGCUGUACCUCAGUCAUUGACUGUACAUAAAUUGCUCUAUUCUGACUAUAAAAGUCACACAACUGUAAAGAUUUUAGUUGGCAUUGCCCCAGGAGGUGGUUUUACUUUUAUAUCUGCUGCUUACCCUGGGAGUAUAUCAGAUAAAGAAAUAACGAUUAAAAGUGGACUUUUAAAUCCAACUUUAUGGAAUCACGGUGAAGUAGUUAUGGCAGAUAGAGGUUUUACUAUACAAGAUUAUUUAAGUCCACUCGGAGUUAAAUUAAUUAUUCCAUCAUUUCUUCGAAGUCGCGAACAAUUCACUGAAACAGAGGUGAUACAAAGUCAGCAAAUUGCAAGUGAGCGCAUUCAUGUUGAGAGAAUGAUUCAAAGAUUAAAAUGUUUUCAUAUAUUUGAUAGAGUUAUUCCUCUAAACAUGAUUGGUUCUCUCAAUCAAAUAGUUACAGUUUGUGGAAUUUUAACUAACUUUCAUGAGCCUAUUAUAAAAAACGCAGAUAGAAACUAA